Talaromyces atroroseus is the source of this 1491-nucleotide messenger RNA. RefSeq lists its product as hypothetical. The transcript has 4 exons. NCBI's taxonomy places the organism in Eukaryota, Fungi, Ascomycota, Eurotiomycetes, Eurotiales, Trichocomaceae. Bases 1 to 1491 code for a protein of 496 amino acids. Gene Ontology annotation, biological process: transmembrane transport. Gene Ontology annotation, molecular function: transmembrane transporter activity. The record is from RefSeq and is a predicted model, not a curated record.
AUGCCGUCAUCCGCCGAGAUUAUACGCGAAUACGAUCCUGAGGCAAAUGGAAAAUGGUCAAUCGGUGCAGGAAGACCGUUCCCCCCAGCUCUUCCAGACCGACAGCAUUACCUCGUCGACUUUGAUGGAGCCAACGAUCCUCUAAAUCCCCAGAAUUGGCCAUUGACGACAAAGCUUGUAUCCUCUGUAUUGGCUUGCUCUGGUACAUUCAUCGCCGCAUUGAACAGUGCGAUGUUCUCGCCCGGGGUUGACAAGGCGAGCAGUGACUUUGGCGUGGCGACAGAAGUGAUUACUCUUGGUACGACUCUGUUCGUUUUGGGCUUUGCAACGGGACCAAUGAUUUGGGCGCCGAUGUCUGAAGUCGUGGGCAGAAAAUGGCCCUUGGUGAUUGCCAUCCUUGGGGAAGGGAUAUUCACCGUUGCAUGUGCGGUUGCGAAAGACGUUCAGACUCUUAUUAUUUGUCGAUUCUUUGCUGGAGUGUGUGGCGCCAGUCAACUGACUGUGGUUCCCGGCGUCCUCGCCGACCUUUAUGACAAUACAUAUCGCGGUGUCGCUAUUGCGCUGUAUGCUUUGACAGUGUUUGGGGGGCCGUUCGUUGCGCCUAUCGCCGGUGGCUAUACGGCAUCCAGUUUCCUUGGUUGGAGAUGGACGCUCUAUAUCCCGGCUUUUCUCGCCUUCGCAAGCGGCGUACUUUCUCUCCUCUUCUUGAAGGAGUCAUACCCCGCCUGUGUCCUUAUGGAAAAAGCUGCUUUCAUUCGGAAACAAUCAGGAAACUGGGGCAUUCAUGCCAAGCAAGAAGAGGUUGAGUUUGACAUUGCCGACCUGGCCGAAAAGUAUGUAAUGCGGCCCCUGAGACUACUUGCUACAGAGCCCGUGCUCCUUCUAAUAUCGCUCUAUAUGUCAUUCAUCUAUGGCUUGGUCUAUGCCUUGUUAGAGUCCUACCCCUACGUUUUCGAGGCCAUAUACGGCAUGCCCCCGGGUGUUGCUUAUUUGAUGUUUAUCGGGCUUAUUAUCGGCGUUGUCUUGGCCGUUGGCUUUAUUCUUCUGCAACAUGGGCAGUACGCCAAGAAGCUGGCAAAUAAUGCAAACGUCCCUGUCCCUGAAUGGCGCCUGGGUCCCACCACGAUAGGAGCCCCGGUAUUCGCUGUUGGACUUUUCUGGUUCGGCUGGACUGGCUUUACUUCCCAAAUCCACUGGGCUGCGCCGGCGGCCGCCGGAGUCUUUAUUGGCUUUGGCGUACUCUGCAUUUUUCUCCCGUGUUUCAAUUAUCUUGUGGAUGCCUAUUUACCAGUCGCCGCCUCUGCCGUAGCAGCCAAUAUUAUGCUUCGCUCGGCUUUUGCAUCGAGCUUUCCACUCUUCACCCGACAAAUGUUCGAGAACAUGAAAGUGCAAUGGGCAAGCACUCUGCUCGCUUGUUUGGCUACUAUACUGGUUCCCAUACCGUUUUUGUUCAGGGCAUUUGGACAACGACUCCGAUACAAAGUCCAAUAG